Lactuca saligna is the source of this 498-nucleotide messenger RNA. The record is from the annotation of a GenBank genome assembly. Lineage: Eukaryota; Viridiplantae; Streptophyta; Magnoliopsida; Asterales; Asteraceae.
AUGCUCAUAACCCAACAAACGAAAUCUAAUGAAGCCAUUGCUAUUCUUGGUUCCACUCUUAAAGCGGAAAGGGCAAAACUUCAAGAAGUUCGGACUGGCAUCACUUUUGAUCAUGAAGAGUUCAAAGCCUCCAUUUCUUCUCAAAAUUCCAAGCUUCAAGAAGACCUUGCAAUGGAAAAGCCAAUCAUUGAUAAUAGUAAAGAAGAAGAGCUAGAUGAAAAAGAACUCAAAAGGCGAAAGGCUCGUGAAGCUGAGUUAGAUGAAAAUCAGAGAAUCGUUCCAAAGGAUGAAGCCAUGGAGAAGGCAGAAAGAGAAGCUCAGAAGUAUGAGCCUGUUAUCCUUUACCUCAAACUCAUGAUCAUUUCGUAUAUUCAAGAGAUGGGUAAUAUGGACGUGGAAAUUGCUACCAUGUUACGAAGGAAGCCUUCUGCUGUUCCUAAAGAAGCUCCAGAAGGGUUUGAGAAGUUAAAGCUCAGAAAAUUUUGCAAAGAAAGUUAG